Schistosoma curassoni is the source of this 2049-nucleotide messenger RNA. NCBI's taxonomy places the organism in Eukaryota, Metazoa, Platyhelminthes, Trematoda, Strigeidida, Schistosomatidae. The record is from the annotation of a GenBank genome assembly.
GUUGAUUUCUAAACUACCCGCUAAGUAUGAGAAUGGAUUCUGAUUAUGUAUAUCCUAUCCACGUAAAUGAUUAUCGACUUAAUGCUCAUGUAAAAACAGUCAGAAUAAACAGGGCAAUAGCUGACAAGGUCAAAAUGUGGUUCAUGAAUAAUGAAUAGAUUGGCUUGUCGAGAAGCUAGAAUAAACUAUGUUUAGGUUGAACAUGACACGACGUAACACUAUCCACCACAAUAGUAUGACAUACUGAUUAUCGCUCACAAAUACACUGUUGCUUACAUACACACUUCUUGUUCUCAAUUACCUGGUGCUGUGAUAAAAGAACUCUAAUAUAUUCGCAAUCUACGUCUGCAGAUCACAGUAAUAUUCUCAUUAUAUGCUUUGUCUGAAUAUACAUCUCUAACUACAACACAAUUGUGAUUGGAGUUAUCAACUACUAUCAACUUUUAAACCACAAUAAAGUCAAACGCUUCGAUUCCUGACGAUUCAGGCAGGGUUUCAAUUUUCUCUUUGACUAUUAAAGAAGAAAAGCACAGGGCUUUGUGAAGGCCAAAAUACAAGAUCAUGAGAUUUUCGAGAUAUGAAUUCAAAUUCCUCGUUGUUGUAUGGUUAUCUCUAUUGCCAGUUUUGAUGUUUUGUAUAAGAGUUUACUUCAGAAAGAAGACAUUCUCGAAAACGGAAUUAUGCCGUGAAGGUCUGGUCGAUAACGUAUCAGUUACUAGUGAAGGAGUGGAUUGGAUCACAGAUGAGAUUUCUCAUCCUAGAUUAUUUGACCUCAGUGAAAAUGUCUUAAUCAAGGAGGAUCAAAUAAAAAAUGUAGAUCGGAUCGGUAUUUCUCAUGAGACACUUAGACGUCGUGCUUUGAAUUACGUUCAUGAAGCACGAUACACUUUGAACAAUUUACGCAACAUUUUUACCCAAUUAAAAAAAGUUAAUCAAAAGGAAUUGGACACUGAAACAGUUUCAUCAAUACAAGCAUCGUUAGUUCGUUAUCAACAGAAUAUGGAGGAAACUAUUACACACUUGCAAAUUGUACUUAACAAACUAGGUGAAUUAGAUGAAUUUUCACAAAUCAGAAAGAAUGGCUUAAAUAAGCUUUCACAGCGAUUACAGGAGAAAAUUCAAAAACAACAGAAUCCGUCAGAUUGUAAAAAGGCUAAAUAUGUAACAUUAGACUUCACUAAUCUGUGUGGAUUGGGUUGUCGCAUUCAUCAACUCAUAUACUGCUUACAAUUGGCUCUUGAAAAUGAGCGUGUUUUUGUAUUAAAGAAUCAUCAUUCUGGAGACCCAUUUCGAGAAUGGCUUCAUCAGAACAUGUUACCACUUUCUGACAAAUGCAGUUAUUUGGACUCAGAUGGUAGAUCAGAUAACAUCGAAUGUCCUCUGGUUCGAAAGGCUUUCACCGAUCCUAAAUGGUUGCCACAUGCUCUCCCGAUAGGUAUGAAUGAAGAAUUAUUGCGUUUACAUGAGGCACCCUUUGUUUGGUUUGCUGGUCAACUAGCAGCCUACAUUUUGCGUCCAAAGCCACAACUUGCACAAUUGAUCAAUGUAACUUUGAAGAGCUUUGAAACGAGUGGUGAUCCUGUUGUUGGCGUGCAUAUCAGGCGUACCGAUAAGUUAAUUUUGGAGGCUCAGUUUCAUAAAUUAUCUGAGUACAUGGAACACGUGGAUAAUUUCUUUGAUUUACAAAGUGUUCAUCUCUUGACAAUGUCAAAGAGACAUGUUUGUCGUUUAGCCUAUGAGUUAAUGCAAACACGUCAUAUGGAUUUGGGUGAUGCAACACAAUUAUUUCAUUCAAUCGAUAAGUUAUUCCAUGAAGAAGAUUACGAAAGAAUGAAAUUCAAUGUGAUCAUUCCAGAUAUGAAGGUAAAUUUGAAGUAUGGUGAUGUAGUGGAAAUUUCCCAAAUUAACUGGAACGGUUCAGUGUUAGUAAAACUAGUGCAAUCAAGUGAAGAUAUACAUAAUAAAAACCAAAAGGCUAUGAAAAACGACUUAUUCAUUGCACCUGCUUACAAGUUGAGACCAAUAAUAAACAUGACUGGAUUCAACUGA